AUGGGUUUCGGUCGAUUUCUUUGCGUCGGUGUGCCAUUUGGCUUAACCCUCGCCAGUUUAGUUUGUCUUCUGAUCGCAUCCCUCGCUGGCGUUACAGACAAGUCUCUCGAUAUCUUCGUCGUCAACACAACCAACCUCUCUAUUUCCUCCUCGAAACUCCUCAGCCUCGAGAACUCUUUCCGCAAACGUGGUCUUGCAGAUCUCACCGUCGCCGCCUUGACUCCUUCUACUACCUCUGAGAAGAACACUGUCGAAUCUGCUAUUGCUUCAAUCACCGGAACUAAUUCAGCAACCAACAUCACGGCCGCAGACUUGGAUUUGGCGGAUAGUUACAAGGUUAGUCUUUGGGGUUAUUGCGCUAUCACUGGCAAGAACACCACAUGCACCAAGGCGAAAUUCAACUGGGCCGCCACUUCUCUCAACACUAGUACCAUCGACACUCUUGCUUCUGCGACAGGUGUCAAUGCCACUCUCCCAAGCGAUGUCAGACAUGCUUUGAAGACCUUUACCGCAAUAUCAAAAUGGACACAAGUAGUAUACAUCAUCGCCUUGAUCGCCACAGCAUUGGAACUCUUCCUUGGUAUCUUCGCCAUGUGUUCUAGAGCCGCCUCAUGCGUUACAUACAUGAUCUCUGGUUUCAGCACCGCCGCUGUCAUUGCCGCAUCUAUCUUGGCUACCGUCCUCUCUUCCGUCACAGUCGGUUCCAUCAAAACAGCCGCCAAAGCAUAUGGAAUCGAAGCUUCUAUCGAUACCCAUUUCCUCGCCGUUACAUGGCUCGCUGUUGCCUUCAGCAUCGCAAGCAGUUUCUUCUGGGUCUUCACUAUCUGUUGUUGCGCAUCUGAGCACAACAGCAGCAAGAAGAACAGACGCAGCGUCAAUGAUCAAGAGAAGUUGAUCCCACAAACUAUGGCUUAUCAGAAGAUUGAUGGGCCAGAAACUGCAUAUGGUGGUCAACAACACGGUAUCUACCAUCAGCAACAACAUCAUCAACCAACGCGCACUGGUGCUUAUGAGCCUUAUUCUCACGGUGCUAUCUAA
This is a messenger RNA of Botrytis byssoidea, 1038 nucleotides long. RefSeq lists its product as uncharacterized. NCBI's taxonomy places the organism in Eukaryota, Fungi, Ascomycota, Leotiomycetes, Helotiales, Sclerotiniaceae. Bases 1 to 1038 code for a protein of 345 amino acids. Gene Ontology annotation, biological process: fungal-type cell wall organization. The record is from RefSeq and is a predicted model, not a curated record. The transcript has a single exon. Gene Ontology annotation, cellular component: cell cortex of cell tip; plasma membrane.